UCAUCAACCUCGGUCUCCACCAUUCACUUUCCAAAGUCGGCUUUUCAUCCUGACUUGAAUAUUGAUCCUUGUGCCUUGUUGCGUCAAUCCUAUAUCACUAGGAACCUCGACACUGGCAGCACCCGAACAUUGCAAGCACUGCGAUACUGCCAUCAUGAAGGCCAUUGUGAUGCAGGGCGAGCCCGGCAAGGCAUCGCUGGUCACUGAUCGACCAUAUCCUAAGCCUCGACCCGGUUAUCUUCUUGUCGAUGUCAAGGCUGUCGCGCUGAAUCCGACAGACUGGAAGCAUAUCGACUACACCAAUACGAAAAAUUGCCUAAGCGGAUGUGAUUACGCUGGAGUGGUCGCAGAGACAGGUACCGGCUACUCAAAGGCCUGGAAAGUCGGUGAUCGCAUUUGUGGCUUUGUUCAUGGAGGAAAUGACAGAGAGUCUGAAGAUGGUGCCUUUGCGGAACGCAUCGCGGUCAAGGCAGACAUCCAAAUGCGUAUCCCAGACAGCAUGUCCUUCGAAGAAGCAUCCACCUUGGGCGUAGGGAUCGUCACUUGUGGCCAAGGGCUUUUCCAGCAGAUGGGCUUGGACCUUCCCAGCAAGCCCAACAGCAAAGGUGAGUAUAUCCUGAUAUAUGGAGGCAGUUCUGCCACGGGAAGUCUAGGUAUUCAAUUUGUCAAAAUGGCUGGGUACACACCAAUCACCACUUGCUCUCCGCGAAAUUUUGGCCUCGUCAAAUCCUUAGGAGCAGCAGAAGCGUUCGACUAUAACGACCCGGAAUGUGCGAAGAAAAUCAGAGAGUACACCAACAACAACCUCAAGUAUGUGUGGGAUACGAUCUCGUUGACCAACACAGCUCAGAUCUGUACGGACGCAAUCGGUCCAGCCGGCGGCAUAUACGGCACUCUCCUGGUGGUCAAGUCUCCCCGGAACGACGUUAAGACCACCGUCUCUCUAGGAUAUACCGCAGCAGGUGAACCGAUCAAGAAAUGGGUUUGGGAUAUACCAGACACCACAGAAGAUUUUGAGUUUAUGAAGACAUGGCUUGCAGAGGUCGAACCUAUGUUGCAACAAGGUCGGGUGAAGGUUCAUCCGCCCAAGGUGGGAAAAGGACUUGAGAAUGUUUUCGAGGGUCUCGAUCUCAUGAGGCACGACAAAGUCAGCGGGCAAAAGUUGGUGUAUGUUCUGUGA
Molecule: messenger RNA, 1180 nt
Organism: Exophiala oligosperma
Lineage: Eukaryota; Fungi; Ascomycota; Eurotiomycetes; Chaetothyriales; Herpotrichiellaceae
Exons: 2
Coding region: 155-1180 (341 amino acids)
Molecular function (GO): oxidoreductase activity, acting on NAD(P)H
Source: RefSeq, a predicted model, not a curated record